Dentiscutata erythropus is the source of this 600-nucleotide messenger RNA. The record is from the annotation of a GenBank genome assembly. NCBI's taxonomy places the organism in Eukaryota, Fungi, Glomeromycota, Glomeromycetes, Diversisporales, Gigasporaceae.
AUGUCUUCGCUUAACGACGUGUUGGAGCUAGCAGAAAGAAUAGGAUACAUUACUGAGCCAGCUCCGUUUUCAAAGAAAGUAACGACUUCUAUACAAUUUGUCGAUUUAUUGGAUGAAUUGCUUUCUCUUCGCGUUCAAAGCGAAAAGAUUAAAGAAAUACUAACAAAACUCAAAGAUUCCGAACAAAGUUUUGAUUUGGUUAAAGAAUCUGAAAUUGAAAGAAAAAUUUCAACACUAUCCGGUUUUAGUAAACACGUUGAAUCUAUCAUGUCAAAUAAACAAGUUCUUUUAAUGAGACUUAAAGACCCUUUUGUUGGUGAACAUAUAAAUCUUGAGCCAGAAUACCACAAAGAUUUCUCGGAAUUAUUCCCGGCAAUUACACAAAGUAUUGCUUUGUUACCACAUGAUUUAAGGAAUUUGGAGUGGUUCGGAAAUAAUACAGUUACCGACAAAAUUAUAGAUUCACAAAUUGGGGAAAUAUCGUCCUUAAUUGCAAUGUACGGUAAUUAUUCCGACAGCCUAGAUCGUGUUAGAAAAGUCUUGAAAGACAUGCAAGACGUUUGUAAAGCAAAGGCAACUGUAGAUAAAUUUCAAUUUUAA